Molecule: messenger RNA, 2694 nt
Organism: Branchiostoma belcheri (Belcher's lancelet)
Lineage: Eukaryota; Metazoa; Chordata; Leptocardii; Amphioxiformes; Branchiostomatidae
Exons: 1
Coding region: 1-2694 (897 amino acids)
Cellular component (GO): plasma membrane
Molecular function (GO): protein binding
Source: RefSeq, a predicted model, not a curated record
AUGGCCCUUACAAAGAGAAAUAUAGCAGGGAUCGUGCUAUUUUGUCUGGCCCUACUGAGUGCCGACAAAGCUAUGGCGGAUAGAGUCUGCUUUCCUGGUGGGUGUGAGGCAGUUGUGUGGCCGGGAUGUGUGCCGUACAAGGUGGCAAUACGUCACGAGGACGGGUCAGGUACAUGUAUCCAAUGUGAAGGAGAACGUCCUGCGGUAGACUUUCUUAACCAAUCAACAUCCUGCUGGCUUGAUUUGCACGUAUACCCGGCUGUUGCACUAAGAGGCUACACGUUUGGCGCUCUCUCAAUAACAAAACUACCACGACUGCCGGCCUACCCCGACGUUACGACCUUGGUUCUGGUUCAUGACAAAAUCACACAGAUGGAGGAAAACAGCCUGAGUGUAUUUUCGAAUCUGCACACUUUGGUCCUAGAUUUCAACGAGUUGACAUAUUUGAAACAGGGCUGGUUCAUUGGCUUAGGGGGUCUCGCUUAUCUUUCUUUGUCCAAUAACAAAUUAGAACAGAUUGACCAUGGGUGCUUCAAGCACAUGACUAAAAUUUCCUGGCUGAAUCUCGAAAACAACCACUUACACACAAUAGACCGAGCUUGGUUCGAUUUGCUGCCCUCUCUAAACACCCUGUUUCUGGAGGGCAAUAAAAUCCAUAAUAUCCCCCCAAACACAUUCGAAAACCUGUAUGCUCUUUCUGAGAUACAUUUAACGAGAAACUCUCUGUAUUGCUUAGAUUUUAAUGUCACACGGCAGGGGAGUCGGGUCCAAGACGUCUUCAGUGCUGGUGGUGAUAGGUUGAUGACGGUACAUGACGAAAAGCCACAAAAGACAAAAUGGGACUUUUACUUGGAUAGUAGCAGCCAACUAAAUGAAUAUUCUAUGUAUUUUGAGACACCCAACUUUGGUUUCUGUUUCAGUAAUGUAGAUUCAUUUAGCAAUGACGUGAUCCUCAUGUGGGAUUUUAGAUCAGUAAUAACAGCCUCCCCCACCGGUACCGAAAGCCCAGGUCUGGCGAGUUUAAUGGAUUGCCAUACCGAGAGCAUGGAUUAUAGUUCUGUACAAAAGCUAGACAGCAGUGACUCGCCUUUUGUCGCCAUUGCUACCGACGACAUCCCAAGCGAACGGACCCUUAACUACCCAGAUAUGUGCAGGCACGCGUGGGAAAACAAUGUUGGAGUCACGGUGGCGCUGGGAAGUAGCGCAAGCAUGCAAGUAGUUUCUUUAGGUGUAGGCAGUACAACCGACACAGCUAUUGCCAUAACCUUUAUCAAAACACACAACACAGAGACAGGUGUUAAAGAAGAAAUCCUCAACACACGUUCAGACACUAGCGACACAUAUAACAUAACUUGCAUUCUAAUCUCUAAAUACGGCGAGUCCCCUCUGUUCUCUAACAUUUCCUCAGUCACAAGAAAGAUCCACAAAACAUGUCCGACAGUAGACAGAAGCGUCGACACAGACCAAACAAGUACAACGACCCUAACUACGGAAGACUACAGAUACCACACGCCUAGAAACCAGACAUCAACUACAUUCAUGCACAUGACUACACAUAUGCAGGUAACCACUCCUAAACGACGCACAUCAGCCCAAGGUUUUUCCAUCCCGGCUGUUGUCUCGGUGGUUGUGGUUGUGUUCUUGAUAGUAUUUGUAGGGUCCCUGCUAAAAAUGUACCAGCUGAAGUUGAGAAAUGAUGAUCGUGAUGCUCAAGUGCGGACGCAUACUGGUCUUGUCGGCCUUGCGAGAUUCCCUCAUGUCCUCGAUAACAUUCAGUAUGAUGGCAAUCCCGAUCACGUAGCUGCUGCUCAGCGCCCUCUGCCUGCCCUGCCUCCACCAUACUGGGAGAUCCGACACAAGGCGGCCGCCCUGCCGCACUUGUACACUGAGAUCCCAGAUCACAUAGCCGCUGCCCAGCGGCCCCUGCCUACCCUACCGCUCACACCCACAGACAACACCAUUCCUACUGUGUCUAGGUCCACAGGCUACAACAAGUUUAACACACUUCCUCUUACACAUCAUUCGGACCGCGACAGUCACGAUCGUGCAGAACUCCACAGGUCAUUGCCGUCUCUCCAUCAUUCUCUCGGCGCCCCAGACUGUGACUCCGACAGUCCUGAUGACGACACCGUCCGCUUCUACGCCGCCGCCGCAGAGCCACCACCACUCCUUACAGCUACUAGAGCACAGGGUAAUCCAAGCUUAAGGACCUACCAGGACAGCAGUGUAGGGAUAUUCACCGCAGAGCCACCACCACUCCCUACAGCUACUAGGACACAGGGUAAUCCAAGGACCUACCAGGAGAGCAGUAUAGGGAUAUUCCACAACCACCAGUUUGGGGCUAGCAGGCGCCAUGUUCUGUAUAACGCACAUGGGCUACCCAGGUACAACUCUGUUACCCCAUAUGGAGCCAUUGAUAUAUAUUGCCCAGAAGGAAUGUUAGGUGAAGGAGCCCUGUCAGGUGUAACAUGGCGAAGGUCCCUGCCCGUCCGUCCUUACGUUAACUGGUCCAGACAGAUCUCAAGAGAGAAUCCAGAAGAAGAAGGGUGCCCAGAGAUUUUUAUCCCACCAAAAACCUACUGGCCAUGGGAGAUCACAGGGGAGGUAACUCGUAACACGCCACGACGUGCUUCCUUCCCCCUCAUACUACCUAACACCUACUGGCCCUGGGAGAUCCCACGGGAGGAGCCUUAA